AUACUCGCUUUGCAUUGUGCAUUCCACAAAGUAACACAACUGUGCUUUGUGUGGAAGCAGAGACAACUCAAGGAGGUGUUCAUGGCCAUGAUGUGGAUUAGAAUCAUACUUCUUCUAGCAGCUUGCAUGCUUCCUCUUUCGGUGGAAGCCAUGGUUCGCCACUACAAGUUCAACGUGGUGGUGAAGAAUGUCACAAGAAUGUGUUCAACCAAGCCCAUAGUAACCGUAAAUGGGAAGUUCCCUGGCCCCACCAUUUAUGCCAGGGAAGAUGACACUGUUUUGGUAAAGGUGGUUAACCAUGUCAAAUACAAUGUUAGCAUCCACUGGCAUGGGGUGAGACAAUUGCGGACGGGUUGGGCCGAUGGGCCUGCUUACAUAACCCAAUGUCCAAUUCAACCGGGCCAGGUCUUUGUGUACAACUUCACCCUCACAGGACAGAGAGGGACACUUUGGUGGCAUGCACAUAUCCUCUGGCUUAGGUCAACUUUGCAUGGUGCCUUGGUCAUUUUACCUAAGCUUGGAGUUCCUUACCCUUUUCCCAAACCCCAAGUGGAAAAAGUUAUCAUAUUAAGUGAAUGGUGGAAAUCGGAUACUGAAGCAAUAAUAAAUGAAGCUUUGAAAUCUGGCUUGGCUCCAAAUGUUUCUGAUGCCCACACAAUUAAUGGUCAUCCAGGACCUGUUCAACAUUGUGCAUCACAAGGGGGAUACAAACUCCAAGUUCAACCAGGAAACACAUACUUGCUGAGAAUCAUCAAUGCUGCACUUAAUGAAGAGUUGUUCUUUAAAAUUGCUGGCCACCAACUCACUGUGGUUGAGGUUGAUGCUGUCUACACAAAGCCUCUCAAAACUAACACCAUAGUUAUAGCACCUGGCCAAACUACAAAUGUGCUUCUAAAAGCCAAUCGUGGCACUGGAAAAUACUUGGUAGCAGCCGCUCCUUUCAUGGACUCUCCUAUUGCAGUGGACAAUGUGACUGCCACUGCCACAUUACAUUAUUCAGGUUCACUUGGUUCCACCAUCACCACCCUCACUUCUCUACCUCCCAAAAAUGCCACACCAGUUGCCACCAGCUUCACUGACUCCCUCAGAAGCCUAAACUCCAAAAAGUACCCUGCUAGAGUCCCCCAAAAGGUUGACCAUUCCUUGUUCUUCACUGUUAGCCUUGGAGUCAACCCUUGUGCCACUUGUGUCAAUGGUAGUAGGGUGGUUGCAGCUAUCAACAAUGUGACCUUUGUGAUGCCUAAGGUUUCUCUCCUCCAAGCACAUUUCUUCAACAUAAGUGGUGUUUUCGCUGAUGAUUUUCCUGGAAAGCCUCCAGUGGUGUAUGACUUCACAGGGACUCAACAACCAACAAAUUUGAGGACUACUAGAGGGACAAGGGUCUAUAGACUCGCAUACAACUCCACAGUUCAAUUAGUCUUGCAAGACACUGGAAUGAUAACACCAGAGAACCAUCCCAUUCACCUCCAUGGAUUCAACUUCUUUGUGGUAGGUAGGGGACAAGGAAAUUUUAACCCCAAAAGGGACACCAAAAAGUUUAACCUUGUGGAUCCUGUGGAGAGAAAUACUGUUGGUGUUCCAUCUGGAGGGUGGACUGCAAUCAGAUUCAGGGCUGAUAAUCCAGGUGUUUGGUUUAUGCAUUGCCAUUUGGAAAUUCAUACAACAUGGGGAUUGAAGAUGGCAUUUGUGGUGGACAAUGGUAAAGGACCAAAUGAGUCUCUACUACCACCACCAAGUGAUCUUCCGAGGUGCUGAGAGAGGACUAAUAUAAUAUACAAUCUUUGCUUAAGGAAGAAGUGGAGGAAACAUGUAAAGAAAAUAUACUUUCCAAAGGGAGUGAACCACCAUCAUCAAGGCUAAUAACAAGAUUUUCUUGGAGCAAAUAAAAAGUAUAAUUUGCAAUAGGAGAAUAAGACCAAUUAAUUAACAUAUCUUCACUUUCUAUGUUUAUUCCCCGUAAUUUUUUCAUUUUUUGCAUUAUUUGUACUUCUCAUCUCUCACCUUCUUGAAAAGUAGUUUUGGCUUCAUGUAAUUAUAUAUACAGUGUGAAUCAAAAUUUGCAGGAUGUUCAAAAUGUCUUGCCUUGCGUUCUUGGAUCA
Cajanus cajan (pigeon pea) is the source of this 2099-nucleotide messenger RNA. Its product is annotated as laccase-4. NCBI's taxonomy places the organism in Eukaryota, Viridiplantae, Streptophyta, Magnoliopsida, Fabales, Fabaceae. Gene Ontology annotation, biological process: lignin catabolic process. Gene Ontology annotation, cellular component: apoplast. The record is from RefSeq and is a predicted model, not a curated record. Gene Ontology annotation, molecular function: hydroquinone:oxygen oxidoreductase activity; copper ion binding.